Molecule: messenger RNA, 4198 nt
Organism: Bradysia coprophila
Lineage: Eukaryota; Metazoa; Arthropoda; Insecta; Diptera; Sciaridae
Product: inactive dipeptidyl peptidase 10-like
Biological process (GO): proteolysis
Cellular component (GO): plasma membrane
Molecular function (GO): serine-type peptidase activity
Source: RefSeq, a predicted model, not a curated record
AGUUGCGCUCAAACCGUCAAUCAUUUAAUAUCGCUUUUGCAUCACACGAACACCUUUUUUUUAUUAGCAAGGCGAGCCCAUCAAAUAGAUACUUUUUGUGCGAUCGAAACGGAUUUUCCGCGCGGAGUCCAUUGAUGAAUCGGAACAGCUUUAAGGAAAUGACCAAAGAAAGAAACAUUAAUUUGAAAUUGAAACGCUAAAUAAAACAAAUCUACUGCGAGUGUACAUCGUGUAAAUGUUAUCACAACAUACGAAGUUAUUGAAAAACGCAUUAAAUUUCAGCCAAAAUCAAUUAGCUGGAUCAGUUUAAGAGAGACUCGAGAAGAAUGUGUAUAAAUAACUUUAGUGUACCGUCUUUUGAAUAAAUAUUUGUACAAACAGAUUUUUUGUAUUGAACGAGUAGAUCUAUUAUUGUUAUUUUCGAUUUCAUUCAACCAAAUAACACGAAUUAUCGAUUUUCCUAUACGAAAAUUUUCUCUCAAAAUUAUAUUUGGAAGACCGUCGUAUAUAUAUUGUGCACACAACAUACACCAUAGCUUUUAUACGGCAGAGCAAAUUAUAUAUCCAAGGAUAUAACAGUGUCUAUACCGACAAUAAAAGCAUCUGAAAAAAUACAUCGAUUCGCUUACGGAAACAUACUUUAUUGUGCUCUGGAUAGUGAAAUCAAAAUUGUUGUCUACAUUUUGUCACUGUAGGGGUGUCAUCUUCAAUGUUACAGGAAUGAUAUGAAUUGAAAUAAGUUUUUAAAGAACGAAGUUUUGUAGUAAACGUGGAUGUGUAGUGGCCAAAAAAAGGUGUGCGUACCAAUAUAGUAGUUUGUUCGUUAUGUUGAUGAGAUAGUCAUCGUCAUAAAUGUUGUAAUAUGGUUAUACAAAAAGUGUGAUUCUUAUAGUUCUGUUGUUUACAAACAAAUAAUUGUUUUCUAUUCGUCCAUGUGUAGCUCAUGAAAUAUAAAUCGAUUUGAUAUUUUCAUAAACAUCUGAUUGGAAGAGGACAUUUAAAAGUUACACGAUCCAAAAAAUAAAUAAAUGGUUAACAAGACGCAUCUAUUUAUACAAUUUAAACGGAACUAUUCCUUAGCGGACUGUUAGACGAGUGGUUUUUAUAGCAUUUUUAUCAUUAUAAUUAACCGAAAAUAAUCAGUUAACGAUAUAUAUUACAAAUAAAGUAACUUGUGUGUGUUAUCAAAUUGUUAACUAACUGUGGUAGUUGAGUGUUUUAAACUACUGUUAGCGAGAGAGAGUUCAUAGUCAUUUCCCAUUAAAAAUGUCGCAAAUCAGAAGAAUUAAGGAUAUGCGACUUGCCAAAAAAGAGACGGCUGUUGUUACGUCACCAAUCAAAAAAGUUACAUUGGUCGAUAAGGAAGAGGAACUGGUGGCAUCCUCACCAAGCGAACGAAAUUGGAGAGGAAUAUUUAUAGCCCUUCUAGUCAUUGCAGCUGUUUUAGGAUUAAUUGUAUUUUCGAUAUUUUUGUUGUCACCGGAAGAUGAAGGGGCGCGAGUUAGGGGAAGACGAUUAACAUUAUCAGAUGUAAACGGAAAUGGGUUGCGUUGGAGGCCGUUUAAUGGCACAUGGAUCAAUGACGGUGAAUUGAUCUUCAGGGAUACAUCAGGCGGUUUGUCAAUUCUGGAUGCAGAAGCAUUGACAACGAAAGUUCUUAUGACAAAUUCAACAUUUAGACAAUUGAAUGCUGAAAAAUUCCUAGUUUCGCCGGACCUCAAGUAUGUUCUCCUAUUAGCCGACUGUACUCAAUCCGAAUCUAGGUAUCAAGUAUACGAAGUUCAGAACAGAAACAUAUUUCCACUGUCACCGAAGGAUGGAAGCAACGAUCCGCCAUUACUUCAGCAUGUUCUGUGGGCACCGAAUAGUCCUGUCAAAUCGUCACAAGCUCUUCCAGGAUCACAUGUCACCAAUCCCAAAACGGGCUCGCAGGCCAUUGCUUUUGUCUACGAGAACGAUGUAUACUACAAGCCGAAAGUGCAAAAUGAUUUGGUGUGCCGAAUCACCACAACGGGGAAGGAAGGCGUGAUAUAUAAUGGCAUUCCUGACUGGCUGUACUCGAACACACCGGAGCUUAAGAGUGAUACGCUGUUAUUUUCAACUGAUGGAUCGUACCUAUCAUUCUUGUCGUUCAACGACAGUCAGGUCAAAAAAUAUGAAUACACAUGGCUUGGAGACAGUAACAAAUAUCCCAAAGUCAAAUCCAUUCGAUAUCCCAAAGAGAGGUCGAUCAAUCCAAACGUUACAGUCUAUGUGGUUGACCUAUCCGUACUGAAAUUCAUCAACAAAAUCCAAAUUAAGCCUCCGUCGAGCAGCUGCAACGAUAGCUACGUUGGCAACAUGAUAUGGUUAUCGUCAACAGUUUUGUCCGUUACAUUCACCAAUAGAGAGCAAACCAGUGCCGUGACUGUCUUGUGUCAAGCGCCAAGUUUCAACUGUACAGAGAUUCACAGAGAAAAUGUCAUCGAAAAAGGCUGGGUCCUUCCAACUGAUAGAACCAUCUUCGCCAAGACUGAUGCAUACUUCCGGAACCGAAACCAUUCACAUUCGACUCCAGCAUCUUCACUACUUGGUAAUAUGAACAAGGAUGGAACGGAGUUCGGUAAAAACGAAUUCGAAAUUGGAGGAUUUAUGUUGAAACGGUUGCCAGUACGCGAUGGAGAACACGGCUAUUACCGGCAUGUAGUGUUUGUAUCUAUGUCCGAUAUGAGAACGGUACCGUUAACCAUGGGUCGUUUUGAGGUGACCGAAAUCUUAGGUUUUGACGAAGUGAAUGAAAUUAUCUACUUCAUGGCUACACCGAAACUUGUACCCGGACAACGACAUUUAUAUCAAAUUAACUUAGCGAUUAACGUCACAAAAUCCAAUCGAAUGUUCAUCUCAUCUACACUCCCGAUUUGUAUGACAUGCGACAAUGGUGCACAUACCUUCAGAUUGAUGUCCAACGCGAAUUCGACGGUUGCAAAUAUAUCAGCCGACUACUACGAAUCACCGCUCGGUGGCCACAUUCCCAACAAUUGUCUGUACAACAAAAUUCACUUCAGCAAAGACUUCUCCUACUACGUCCAGGAGUGCUUGGGCCCGGCCACUCCGUCGAUCUAUUUGGUUGACACGAAUUCCAAGACGAAGAUCAUGGUUCUGCACAAUGGCGAUUUGCUUCGAAGUCGCUUGGCUCAGCUAGCUAUACCGCAAAUUCGCACGGUGUCGGUGGAGAUUAAAGAUGGUUUUCAUGCCCAGGUUCGUCUAUUCCUUCCACCUGGAAUGAAAGAAGAGGAAGAAGUGGCGUUCCCAUUGAUCAUCCAUAUGGACACAUCACCUGGCUCUCAGCUCGUAUCCGAAAGAUAUCAAAUCGACUGGAAUUGGUACCUUUGUAGUCAAAAGUCAAUGAUCAUUGCGCAGAUCGACGCUCGUGGCAGUGGUUUUCAGGGUGAACUCCUUCGGUCGCAAGUGAAAAGUGGCUUAGGCUCCGUGGAAAUCGAAGAUCAAUUGGGUGUGUUAACGUAUCUGCGGGACAAUUUGAAAUUCGUCGAUCCGACCCGAAUUUGUGCAUACGGCUGGGGAUACGGUGGUUAUGCGGCCGCAAUGACCUUGAUUCAAGAUUCUCAAAGGGUUCUGCAGUGUGCGCUGGCUAUAAAUCCUAUAGUGUCAUUCGAGCAUCACGUUUCCUUCUUCACCGAGCGAUACAUGCCACGAAACGAUGAUUACAAAAGAGCCCUUCAAGAGUCGGAUCUGUCGAUGAGAGCCGGUAAUAUCGAUUCAAGAAACUUCUUUCUGAUUCACGGCACAGCCGACACAAUUGUACAUGAACAACACUCUUUAAUGCUGGCUAGAGCAUUGAUCGAUCAGGGAGUUGGUUUCCGGCAUCAGGUUUAUGCUGAUGAAGGCCAUAAUUUGUCCGGUGUACUCUAUCACUUGUUCAAAACGAUCGAGUGGUUCUUUGACGAGAGUUUCGGUCCGCUGGAAACUGGUGAAUGGGAUCCUACUGGAUUUUUCUCAUUCAAACAGUGAAGUGACAAGAACAAAACUAAGUUUUCCUUUUUGUAUCUCCCGCCCCGGCGAAAUUUAGAGAUUUUUUUGGAUGGUGAUGAGACAUUACCUCUGCUACGAUCUGUUUAGUUAAUUUAUUAAAGAAAAGAAAUUAAAUAUUGAGUUAAAGCGUGUCGUUUAUCUCUCUGUUGUUAAUUUUUAAGUUUAUUGG